UGUGGAUGUCGCGACCGGCUUAGCACCAAGACAAGAGAAGAAAUCAGGCGGAAUGCUAGCGAAUUCUCUGUUCUCAAAACGCCAACUACGUUUUCAACACCAGGAUGUCCAUAUUGACCAGAGCACCAAUUGUUGGGUUGGCCACCCCAGAGUACAGCACCCCACGCAAAACCCCACGAAGCAUGGGUGACCCUGCAUCCACAGUCGCCAGAGGGCAAAUGCGGGGUUUUGUCAGGCCACAGAUGGCACUCUUGCUGUUCCUCACUCGGACUUGCCCCGCACUGGCUGUCCUGUCGGUCGUUGUGGGGCUGGUGGGACAACCCCGGAUUGUACAUAGAUGCACGGCAUGUGGGGAUCAACACCCGCUCACUGACUCGCGAGCCGGCACUUACCUCCUAGCCACCUACCUAACCCUCAUUCUUGCCCUGGAUAUUCCACUGCUGAAACCUGCAGAUGGCCGUCUUAGAGCCUUUCAGUUCUUGUUUUUCUGCCGAUAUUUACCCGGGAGUCAGGCAAUUCUGCGGAGUAUUCGGAGCAUUAGGUGGGAUUGACCAACUCGGUCUUCUUGUACAGUCCACUCGAUGCAUUGGACUAAAGGUAUAAAUACGUCAGGCAGUCGCGGAGGCAAAAUAUCGAGACAGGCAAGCGAGUCCAGCAGAAUGUACGGUCUAGCAUCUUUUGCGGCCCUGUUGGGCGGUC
Aspergillus saccharolyticus JOP 1030-1 is the source of this 699-nucleotide messenger RNA. RefSeq lists its product as uncharacterized. The transcript has a single exon. The record is from RefSeq and is a predicted model, not a curated record. Bases 105 to 551 code for a protein of 148 amino acids. NCBI's taxonomy places the organism in Eukaryota, Fungi, Ascomycota, Eurotiomycetes, Eurotiales, Aspergillaceae.